This is a messenger RNA of Nanorana parkeri, 399 nucleotides long. RefSeq names its product ly6/PLAUR domain-containing protein 2-like. Gene Ontology annotation, molecular function: acetylcholine receptor inhibitor activity. NCBI's taxonomy places the organism in Eukaryota, Metazoa, Chordata, Amphibia, Anura, Dicroglossidae. The record is from RefSeq and is a predicted model, not a curated record. Bases 1 to 399 code for a protein of 132 amino acids. The transcript is spliced from 3 exons.
AUGAAGACCAUGAAGAUCCCAGGACUGAUUCAUCUGACAGCCACCAUGGCCCUCUGUCUGCAGCCAGCUCGGUGUCUGGUAUGCUACAUGUGCCCAUCUCCAACUCCAUCUCUACUGUGUACCAAGACUAUGAAUUGUUCCGCUCCAGAGACCUGGUGCUUCUCCACUGUCUUUGGCUCUUCUGGCUACCCCUUCCGGGGAAACAGAUCGGUGAUUCGCGGCUGCUCUGAUUACUGCCAUGAGAGUGACAUCAAUAGCUUUGGCGUAACACAACCCACCUCCUGCUGCCAAAACGACCUGUGCAACAUCAACAGCAAAGGUCCCGCAAGCAUGAUCGCCGGCUGGCACACCACUAUGAUUGCCAUCCUCUCUGGCAUCUUCCUCCAGAUCUGGGGAUAA